UAUUUGGUAUUUGGUGCAUUUGACUUCAUGCGGCACUGCGCGAUCCGAUCAUCAUAUGAAAUCAAAUUAUCACGGCGCAAAAGUGACUGUAAAGCAGACUGGUGUAUUCAUGUGGUUGAACAACAGCCAAAAGAAUGACAUCAGAGUACCGCGAGAGCGAUUCGAGAAAUCACACAGAGAAGUCUGCUUUCUAAUCGCUCUCGCGGUACUUUGACAUCACCAAACGGUCUGCGUAGCGCCAAAUGAAAUCCAAUCUGUUCGCAGUCUGCAGCUCACACGACACAAACCAAACAGUCCCUGUGGAGAAGUGAACGAGUGAAGCAGAGCUACGAAACAUAACAAAAUCCGGAGAGUUAACGCACAUAUGACUAUGUCAACAUUUAAAUCAUCAGUCCAGUUUAUUACUUCAUCUGGAGGUGAGGAUGCACUAAAUUGUGGGCAUGUUGAUGUCCUGAUGGUUUUUGAUAUAAUCCACUAGCUAGCCUAACUUUCCUGUAGUUUCUCUUUCAGCAUGUUUGUUGUGCUUAACAGAAUCACAGUUUAAACUUCUGAAAAGUGUUCAUUUUUAUAUCUACGUUCAAGGUUUCAAUGUAUUAUGUUCAUAUCAGACGCAAAAAUUAAUGAAUGGUCAACUUCUCCACUUUGGUUUUUGGUGUCUAAUAUUACAUGAUGGUCUUGUCAUAAUUUUUAAAUAACAUCCUAAAAUAUUUUCUUUUUCAUACUUAAACACUGCACCACUUGUAUUAGGCUAUAUGCAAAAAAUACACUUGUUGAUUAUGUUUACACAUUAUGGUGUGUAAUAAGGUGAAUGUUUAUCAAGACAUAUUUUUAUUUUACUUUUAAGCAAUAGGUUUUUGGGGUGAUUUUUGGUUCCAACCUAUCAGAGCAACCAUCACAUGAAAAUCUGACAACAAAUAUAUUUUGUCUUCGUUACUCUACUGUUUUAUAAUUUCAAGCGCAGCAAAAUUAUAUUUUAAUGAUUUGCUUACAGAGUCUGUUUCUGUCUUACUAAUAAUAAAAGUCACAUUGAACACUCAAUAUAGGGGCGUUUGGGUGUGUGGUCGUAAAUGUCCUCUAAGCACAUAUUACACAAAUUGAUUGUUCAACUAACGUUCAAAGAAAUAAAGAUUGUGAGGACUUUUGUGAGGCUAAAGCCACACCCUCACGAUCAGCAACGCGUCUCUCGGGUGUCCUUGGAAACUCCAAGUGCGCGCCUGCGGAUGGUCAAGGGACCAAACGCACGGACACCGCAACACCCGAGUGAUGGAGGCUGAAGUUCGGAAUCGCCAUGAAUGACAAAUAUCACAGGGCAGCUCGAGAUGGAUACCUUGACCUGCUGAAAGAAGCGACGCGGAAGGACCUGAACGCUCCGGAUGAGGAUGGCAUGACACCGGUGCUAUGGGCCGCGUACCACGGCAACUUGGACGCCCUGCGGCUUGUGGUGGGCAGAGGGGGUGACCCAGAUAAAUGUGACAUAUGGGGGAACACGCCACUCCACUUGGCUGCUGCCAACGGUCAUCUCAACUGCUUGUCCUUUCUGGUGUCUUUUGGUGCCAACGUGUGGUGCCUGGACAACGACUACCACACGCCGCUGGACAUGGCUGCCACCAAGAAUCACAUGGACUGUGUGCGCUAUCUGGACUCCAUUGCUGCCAAGCAGACAACCCUUAACCCCAAACUAGUAAGCAAGCUGAAGGACCGAGCUUUCCGUGAUGCUGAAAGGCGGAUCAAAGAAUGCGUCAAACUGCAGCAGAAGCACCGUCGGCGUAUGGAGCGCAAAUUCCAGAGAGAGUCGACGGAAGCGUCCGUCUCUGAUGUCAUGAGCUUCUCCAGCUACGCAAGCAGCACCUUGAGUCGCAAGUUACACCACUUCAACACUGCCACUAGUGUGCCAUACUCCCAGGCUACUCUUCAUGCCACAGCCAGGGGCAAAACUAAGAUCCAGAAGAAGCUUGAGAAGAAGAAGCAAGGCGACGGGACCUUCAAGAUCUACGAAGACGGACGAAAAAGUGUCCACUCUUUGUCUGGCCUACAACUGGGAAAUGACGUCAUGUUCUUAAAGCAGGGUACAUACGUCAAUCCUAAAGAUCGGUCCCGUCGCAAUAUACGAGACAUGUUCCCAGGUGACAAUGAGGAUGCCAUCUCACGUGCCAUCAGUGAGCCUGACCUGCACGGGCAAGACAUGGAGCGCUCGGAGAUCAGCACCGAUUCGGGUCACGACUCGCUCUUCAACCGUCCAGGACUCGGCACCAUGGUUUUCCGCCGUAACUAUGUGAGCGGCGGACUUUUUGGCAUCGGACGCAGAGACGAAGGCAGUCUGGCAGGCAGCGAGCGAGUCGAUAACGUGCGCCUGCACAGUCGAAUGCAUCGGCAGCCCGGUAUGGACGACGACAGCAUUGGAAGUGCCCGUAGCCUGCAGGAGAGGAAUGUGCAGGAGCUGCCGUGGGAGGAGGUGGAGCUGGGGCUGGACGACGACGAUGAGCCUGAGACGAGUCCGCUGGAAGUCUUUCUGGCCACACAGAGCAUGAAUGAAUUCAUUCCUAUCUUAAAAAGAGAGAAAAUCGAUCUGGAUGCCCUGUUGCUAUGCACAGAUGAUGACCUGAAGAGUAUUCACAUUCCAUUGGGGCCCCGCAAAAAAAUCAUGGACACCUGUCAGCGACGACUGGAGACCAUAGAUGAGCCAGGCUGCCUCGAGGAUACCGAGUUAUGAUCCUAAUGUCUGUUCUUACCUCAUUAAAGGGCCAAUGUUGAAACAACAUAAUGAAGCUAGGAAACAAGCUUAUAAAUCAAACAGAAUGAUGUUUCUUGAAAAUGUGAAGUAGUAGAAGGGUUUCUGUGAUGGUUGGGGUUAGGGAAUGGGGUAGGUUAGGGGAAUAGAAUAUACAGUUUGUAUGGUAUAAAAUACAUUACGUCUGUGGAAUGUCCCCACAAAACAUGGAAACCAGAAUGUGUGUGUGUGUGUGUGUAUAUUGCAGAACUGGUUCAGUGUCCUAAAAGGAUUGCUGAACGUUGUUGUUACAGCAAUGAUUAUCUUUCUAAGAUAGUUUAAGUUGCUCAAAAGUACAUAUAACUGUGGCAAAAAAUGAAAAGAAUAGUGGUAGGAGUAAUCAAAUAGUUUAAUAGAUAAAAGGUGUCAGAGUAAUAGUAGUAGUAAUAACUACUAUAUGCCGCAAUAUGGUAAUAAUUAUGUUAAAAUGUAAUUAGUUUUUAUGUGUCAUGUGGCAAACACGGAGAUCUGAAAUGAGGUCAUACCUCAGUACACUCUCAGUCUUGCAAUAUAUCGACCCCUAUGGGGUAAAUGUUUCAGUGCCUGUGCUGUUUGUGCCUGCACGAUUCCAUACAAAAUGUCAUUUUAGACAACUUUUGUAUAUAAUUUGCUAUUUUGUUAGACACAUAAUGCUCAGUAUGCAGUACACAAAUGUACCAUAGUUCUUCCUUUCAUGUCUUACAUAAGGGAAUUGAAAUAGAAAUGAAUAAUUAGAAUCUGAAUUCAAGGUUCAUAAGACUGUAGGAUAACAGCAUUUGUUUAGGCAUCAAAAUGUUGUUACACACAAUGUUUACAUGUAUCUGGCCAUAACAAAAUUUUAUGAAGUAUAAAUAUUUGGGUGAGUUAGUUUAGACUGUGAGCUCUUUGAAGUGGCCAGUUAUUAUUGUCAGUAAACAGGUCUGCACAAGAACAGGUUUUUUUACAUGUAUUUAUCCAUGUCUUCACUUCAUUUUAUUACCAUUAACAACAUUCCCAGCUGUUUACGUUUUAUAACUCAUACAUCAGAUUAAUUUUUAUUCACAUUUUUUCUUGUGUAAAAAUUACACAAUCAAUUAAUAAAUACAUAUAAUAUAGA
Messenger RNA from Misgurnus anguillicaudatus (oriental weatherfish), 3842 nucleotides. RefSeq names its product Usher syndrome 1Ga (autosomal recessive) (gene ush1ga). Gene Ontology annotation, biological process: equilibrioception; sensory perception of light stimulus; sensory perception of sound. The record is from RefSeq and is a predicted model, not a curated record. Gene Ontology annotation, molecular function: protein binding. Lineage: Eukaryota; Metazoa; Chordata; Actinopteri; Cypriniformes; Cobitidae.